Molecule: messenger RNA, 2214 nt
Organism: Symbiodinium sp. CCMP2592
Lineage: Eukaryota; Dinophyceae; Suessiales; Symbiodiniaceae
Source: the annotation of a GenBank genome assembly
AUGGCAGUGCUGCCACCCACGGAGGCAGAAGGAGGAUGGAUCACACCGCGGGCAGAGAGAUGGUUGGAAUACCGCCGCCAUCUCGCAGCUGGCGCUAGCAGCAGGAAGACAUCCCAAGCUUCACCUUCGGAGGUUGGUGGACAAAGUCAGCUCCCGGCAGUGCGUGCAGCGCACACACGUGCAGAGGCGUCGCAAAGAUAUCGGCGCCCGCACGUCUUGCACGUGGAGCUCGACGAGCUGAUCUUGAAUGCCGCAGACCUUGGCCUGGAGCUGGCCUGGUACGAGACUGCAAAGUACUUCGUCUCUUUGCAUCCAAGCUCCGUGCGCCUUCCCACCGUGCAGUGGCCAAGCGAAGCGCCACGCCCGAAGCCGCAUGCAAAUUACAUGGCCUCUCUGGCACAGCCAGCUCGGGCUUCCAUGUCCGGCGUGUACGACAAGCAAGAGGUGGUGCAGAUUCAAGAGAAGCUGGAGAUGCACGUCGAUGCCUUGGAUUCGCACUUUGUGAUGUUCUUGUGGUGCCAGCGGAGCUCCUUACUCGGAGACUCGACAGUUCUCUUGGGCUACCGGCCCAUUCCUCUGCGAGUUGAGACGCUAUACUGUCGCUGGGCAGCCUGGGACAUCUCGGACUUGGAGGCCGCGCAAGAGCUGGCACAGCUCAGGAUCCGCCUGACCGUCGUUGCACCGCCGGGGCAGAUCCGGCUGGCACAUCUCUCUGACGUGCACGAGACAGGGUUCACCCUGAAUUGGAGCGAACCCCUAGGAUCCCCUGCCACGGCCUACGCAGUGUCCAUACAUGCGCCAGGGACCGCGGUUGCCCUGUCACGACAGACCACCUCGAGCCACGAAGUACCACUUGGUGGAUUGUCGCCGGGCAAAACCUAUGUCGUGGACAUUACGGGGAUGAAUCAGGCCGGUUGGGGCGAAGGCCUCAAGCUGGAGGCCUCAACGCGGCCAGCUUGCUUGGCCCUCGGCCAUCACAGUGGCACCGUGCAGCCCAUCGCAAUGAGGAGCGCUUUGGUUGCGCUGCUCUUCGGGAUGACUUCUGCAUCGAACCACUCGCUGCGAUCCGGCGGUGCCACGAGCCCCAUUGCUAUUCGGGGAAACAUGCUCUUCAGUGCCAACGGCGAGCGCUUCUUCGCAAAGGGCAUUGCCUACAACCCACGGAACGGCAACUAUGGGCAGGUGCUUGGAAGUCACAAGCCCGAGUGCAAGGCCGGGACCCCGAAGUUCCCGCCUCUGCCAUACUACGGCGACCCAACGGCGGACGAGAUGGCAGACCAGUUCUCGGAGUAUCUGCCGCUGAUCAAGAAGCUUGGAGCCAACACCAUCCGCCUUUACAACAUCGACCCCGAGAAAUCGCACCGGAAGUUCAUGGAGCAAGCGGCCUCCUUGGGCAUCUAUGUUCUGGUGCCGCUGACAAGAGGAGACUGGGGGUUCUUGCCAGCCCUUCCCAGCCCUCAGUGCUACUAUGAAGACCUCCCAGACUACGGCCACGUGGGCCUCAAUUUGCUGACUUCCGCGAAGCUCAUCGUGGACCAGUUCAGCCAGUAUGAGAACACGUUGAUGUUCGUCGUCGGGAACGAAAUCGAGCUGCUGGACAAGGAAGGCAUGGCGGCAUACCCUUGUGUGAAAGCGCUCACGCGUGACAUCCAUCGAUACCAGAAGGAGCAGGGCUACAGGAGUGUCCCACUCAUCUACUCGGACAAGGACCAGGGAAACAAGGACCGUUUGCACAUCGCGAACUACCUGACCUGCGCACUGGAAAGCCCCGACGAUGCAGUGGAUGCCUUCGGUCUCAACGCAUACUCCUGGUGCGAUCCGACCUACGGCAGCUUCCAGUACUCCCCGUACAAGUCGAUUGCUGAUGACUUCGCCACCUUCUCGAAGCCAUUCCUAUUCACCGAGUUCGGCUGUAACAUUGGCAGCUUUCAGUGGUCUUGCCCGGCCUACAAAGGUGGCCGCACAUGGCCGCAGGUUGGGGUUAUGAUGGACAAAAUGAGCGACCUCGUUAGCGGAGCAGUGGCCUUUGAGUUCUCGAUGGAGAACAACGAGUUCGGGUUGGUGCUGACGCCCGGAUUCCUUCAAGGGCAAGACACGGUCAAGCUUACGGACAGUUACUAUGCCCUGCAGAAGGAGUUCGAAUCUCACACAGCCAAGAGUUUCGCGCAGCCAACCCGAUCGGUGCCGUGGCAUGUCCAUUGCAUUGUUGUUUAG